Molecule: messenger RNA, 3678 nt
Organism: Liolophura sinensis
Lineage: Eukaryota; Metazoa; Mollusca; Polyplacophora; Chitonida; Chitonidae
Product: 2-phosphoxylose phosphatase 1-like
Exons: 3
Coding region: 297-1934 (545 amino acids)
Biological process (GO): dephosphorylation; glycosaminoglycan biosynthetic process; chondroitin sulfate proteoglycan biosynthetic process
Cellular component (GO): Golgi apparatus
Molecular function (GO): phosphatase activity
Source: RefSeq, a predicted model, not a curated record
GAGUGCGGUCUGUUAUCGCUGUAAGAAUUGUUUUAUUUAGACAUCGUUUGGUGACCAAGGAGAUGUGUUGAAGAAAUUGUACUCUUCCUUCUUCCCCCGAUUGACUCUAAAAGCUGUGCCACUUGCUUAUUUCGCCGUCCUGUUACUUUCGAGAGCUCUGAUGAAGGAGACUUAAUGCGGAUGCGUUUAGCAGCCGCCAUUCCCAGCUUUCUAUCGCUCACGACAUCCGACGAAAUAAGAUACCAUAACGUGCAGUUGCUUAACAACCAGACUUUUGACAUUUACUAAAGAACGACAUGUGCCGAUCGUUCGAGUUAGAGGGCUCCAGCUUCAUAGAGGUCGGGGGAAGGAUGCCUGGAGGUACGCAUCAGGGAGCCAGGGACUCGAAAAGCCGUGUAUUCUCCGUCGCUCUGGAUGACUGCUCACACUCCCGGGAUGGUUGUGAGACAGGCAUCUUACCCAAAUCACCGAACACAGCACCAAAACGCAUCCGAUGUCCUUUGAAAAUUUUGCUUACAGCAUUACUAGGGAUUUGCUGCACAUUCGUAACAUACUUGUGCCUGCCUGAAGACUGCUCCAGAGAGGCCUACCGACAUGACGGACAUGCUGGCCGACUUAUCCACCGUAGCCGCCAUUUGCACAAGCGCAAUGCUGGCCCCUUGUUAGAAUCUCCCAUGGAGGACACUGCGGUGAAUGGCCGUCUUCUUCAGUACUGUAACUUUGGUCACUCAGGUGAAGAAGGUCAAGGAAUCUCAGAAAACUAUGAUCUGGUACAAGUUCAUUUACUGCUGAGUCCAGGUCAGAGGUCAUUGAUAUCCACAUCCUCAGGCCUUCCAGUUCCCCGCCAUAGCUGUCGCCUUGACAACAAAGCAAAGCAUUUUCCAGAGGUUUGGAAUUUUAUGCAGGAAUCCAUCUCCUACAAGAAAACUCAACACAACAGAGGUGGUUUUAAGCUUUAUGAUUUGUAUCCAUGGGGAGCAACGUGUCAACCAGGCCAGCUGCUCCCAGAUGGAAUUCAUCAACUUGUUCUUUUAGGAAAAUUUUUGAAGAACGCUUACAGAGAAAAGUUUCAGGAGAUGGGAAGAAACUCUGUGGAUGUUCAUGCUUUAAGUGCUCCAGAUGAAGUCCACUACCAGACUGCAAUGGCUUUCUCUCAAGGAUUUCUAGAGACAAAUGAUUUCAAGAAGCUUAUAGUACAGAAAGCUUUGGAAAAUUUUUGUCUAAGAGAAGGUAACCAGAGCUGUAGAUGCCAGUAUACAGAGGUUUUAAAGGAACCUGUGGACAGAGCGGUAAAACAGGGACAUUUUAUGUUCAAACCUGGCCAUUCCUCAACCAAUCAAUUGGCUGAAAAAAUAAGCUGUGAUCAGCACUGUGGAUCUGUUGUAGAAAUCUCACAAAAUCUCCUGUUGCGAGCAUGCCAGGGUAUGAAGUUUUUUUGUAAUGCAGGUGCCGACUGUCUUACGCCUUCACUCAUAGCUACAUUGAUCGAGGAAAAUGAUUCUUAUUGGCAAAACCUUUCAAGGGAUACUGUGUUUCGUUCAUAUGCAAAACUCCAUAGCUACCCAUUCCUGAAGAGAAUUGUCAACUUUGUCGAGGAAGCAUCGAGGACUGGAUCACAUACAAACAGCAUGUAUUUAUACUCUAGUGAGCAUGACUUCUCCACACAAGUGCUGUCUGCUCUUGGUUUCAAAGUCAGCAGGGCUCCUUCGUAUGCCAAUCGUCUUGCCUUUGAGAUUUGGGUGCAAAAAAGUCGUCUGGGUGAAAGGAAGCACUUAAUCAGAGUGUUGCAUGAUGGGAUAGAUGUGACGCCAAGUCUGCCAUUUUGCAGAAACCGUCUAGUUGAUGGUCUUUGCAAAGUAAAGUUUCUUAUUGACUACCUUAAGGGUGAGAUAUUGUCACAUCAGACAAGUUAUGGAGAAGCUUGUAAGUCCUAAUUAUUAUUUCCAACAUCACCACAACCUGGAUUCGACAGAAACAUCAUAUGAUAUUGAUGGACCAUGAUGGCUUGAUUACUCCACCAUGAUGGCUUGAUGACUCCACCAUGAUGGCUUGACUCCACCAUGAUGGCUUGAUGACUUCACCAUGAUGCUGUGAUGAUUCCACCAUGAUGCUGUGGUGAUUCCAUGAUGGCUUGAAGACUCCACCAUGAUGGCUUGAUGACUCCACCAUGAUGGCUUGAUGACUCCAUGGUGGCUUGUUGACUCCACCAUGUUGGCUUGUUGACUUCACCGUGAUGGCGAUGCUUUGGUGACUCCACGAUGAUGCUUUGACAACUCCAUUAUGUUGGCGUGACAACUCCAUGGUGCUGUGAUGAUUCUAAUAUGAUGGCUUGAUGUUUUUGCGGUAAUGCUGUGAUAACUCGAUCAUAAUGCAGUGAAAACACUGGCCACCCCAGGGUGAUGUUUUACAAAGCUAGCGUAAUUUGCGCCUCAAUCAACAUCCAAGACAACACAUAUUACAGAUAUGCAUGUACAUCACUGUGAUGCAAACUUACAACAGCUUUGUAAAACCUGCCCAAGGAGUGUACAUGUGUUUGUGCAGGUCUGCGUAUAUAGGGCUGGUAUGACUAGUAUGGGAUUCAGCAUUAAGUAUGCUGUACAGCAGCUCUGUGGACAGCAGUUCUCUCUACAGUAGUUCUCUGUACAGCAGUUUUGCUGAAGUUGUAGUGACAGGAAAAUUCUUGACAACUUCUCCCUAAUACAACUUCAAUCCUUUGACCUGAUAAAUUUAACUGUGCUCUCUGGUAGGUGAUGCAAUUUGACCUCUCUGUGGAUGCUGUUUUUAAAGAUCUGCUAUCUAACCCUGGGGAAAGUGUCUCUGCUGUUUGUUUGAUAUUUUUUGAUUAGCCAUCUUUCCGUUUUGUAUGAAAGCUGUUUCGUCACCUUGAACUUAAAAUAAUAGUAGAAUGGUGUGCAGCUGUGCAUUUGCCAUUUAUAGCAAAUUUUUUUCGCAAGGUUCACUUUUUUGAUUACGUUGAACAAAUUCAUCGUGUAGUGUUACAUGUUACACAACAGUGAACUGAACAGAGGCCUCUUAGACUAUGCCUUCACACUGAACUACUUUCAGCAAUCAUAUAGACCUGAAGUUCCAUGACUAUUGCAGCAUCUUUGCAUCUUAUUACAUCUUCUGGGCUCUCUACUGUGCUCACAGCCACAAUCUGACAGAAAACACAGCGUCAGGUAGCUGUUAGGAAUUUUGCUGAUUCAUUGUACACAAAAAUGUAAACAGUGUGAACAAUUGCUGGAGUAUAAAUUUACCCAGUGCCCUUUCUGCACUCUGUCAUUAUCUGCUGUACAGUUGACCUUCUUAUGAUUUACAUUUUUUUGGUAAGUAAGACAGUUUGUGGCAAAAGAGUAAAGGCAACAAAACUAUGUGUAGGAAAGUACAUUUGACAUAUUCACAUAUAGGGCAGCAAUAUAAAAAAGUAUUUUUGAUAAAGUUCAUAGAGAUCACUUCUAAUUUAAAUUCUGAAGAGAAUUUAAUGAAGGAGAGUGUGAAAUGAAGACACUGUUAUUUUCUGAAGCCUUCUUGUGUUGGGGGUAGACCUUUGAAAUUUUAAUUCUUUGUAUACAUUUGGUCUGCAAGUAGACCUGUGAAAUUUGAAUUCCUGGUGUACAUUUGGUCUACAUGUAGACCUUUGAAAUUUGAAUGCCGUGUGUAGAUUUGGUGUACAAGUAC